This is a messenger RNA of Amoebophrya sp. A25, 690 nucleotides long. The record is from the annotation of a GenBank genome assembly. NCBI's taxonomy places the organism in Eukaryota, Dinophyceae, Syndiniales, Amoebophryaceae.
CGCUUUUACGCGAUUACCGGCCACAAACGCUUUACAUGGAUCGGAAAGUCGGCUUGGCUGGGCAAGAGGAUUGGAAGUAGAAGCUCCUGCUCAUCAACAAUUAUCGAACUCCUUGCUUAAUUAUAUUAAUAACGACUUCAGCCUUGGUACUUCUAGUUCUACCAAUGUGAAAUUCGUGCUGCCACGAGUCCAUCAAUAAGAAUUCAACAAUCUUCACUCUCAAAAAUGAACCAGCCUUUUUCUAGGUGAUCUUCAAUGUCUGAAUUUUAGAACGAAUAGAAAAACUGUUACCGGAGGAAGGAGCAGCCAAGUGGCUACGUCACUGUCCCUACACGAUAGAAAAUGUAUCACGUUAAAAAAGAUGCUUUUCGUUUUCGAUUUUCUUCAGUGAUGAUGAUUUUUGAUGAUGAUGAUGAUGAUGAUGAUCCCACUCCCUACACGGAGACGCUCCACGAAGUACGACAUAGAUCCUGACGCUGUAGUCGUUCACAAAUCCAACAGAAAGCAGCUGCAGCUUCUUGAUCCCUUUUCUUCAUCUUAUAUCAUCGUAGCGCCAGAAGUUUCAGUGGAGAUAUUUUAGCUACGAUUUCAAUCAUCUAGACUCGUUUAUGCACGAGACAUCGAGAAUGUCCAAAAAGUUUAAGUUUAUUUGUAAAAAAUGCAAUUGGUAGUUUGUUUGUGUCAUCUUAG